GGUUCUCAGAGGAGGUGGUGCUGGACCUGGACGCCACCUGGUCCGAGUCGGAGCCGCGUACGCCGCUCAUCUGCUUCCUGUCCGUGGGCGCGGAUCCCUCGUCACAGAUCUUCAACCUGGCCAAGGCCAAGAGCAUCAGUAUCACCUCCAUCUCGAUGGGCCAGGGUCAGGAGGAGCACGCCCGCCAGCUCAUCAGCAGCUCCAUGGUGUCCGGCGCCUGGGUGCUGCUCCAGAACUGCCACCUGUCGCUCCACUUCUGCGAUGAGGCAAUGGAACUGGUGCAGGAGACGGAGUUGGUGCACGCACAGUUCCGGCUGUGGAUCACCACCGAGUACCACGCCCAUUUCCCGAUCAGUCUGCUGCAGAUGUCGAUCAAGUUCACCAACGAGCCGCCGCAGGGAGUGCGGGCCAGCCUGCGGCGCACGUACGCCGACAUGAGCCAGGACCUGCUGGAGUACACGGUGGUGCCGCAGUGGCCCGCCCUGCUGUACGGCGUCGUGUUCCUCCACACAAUCCUGCAGGAACGGCGCAAGUUCGGCCCGCUCGGCUGGAACGUGCCGUAUGAGUUCAACCAGGCUGACCUCAACGCCUGCAUACAGUUCAUGCAGAACCACCUGGACGACGUGGAUCCGAGAAAGGGCGUCUCCUGGCCGACCAUCUGUUACAUGCUGGGCGAGGUUCAAUACGGCGGCCGCGUCACCGACGACUUUGACAAGCGGCUGCUGGUCACCUUCACGCACGUGUGGUUCUCGGAGCGGCUGGUGCGGCCCAACUUCGCCUUCUACCAGGACUACCGGGUGCCGAGCGGGCGGGGCCUGCACCAGUACCAGGAGUACAUCGCCGGCCUGCCAGACUCCGACACGCCGCAGCUGUUUGGUCUGCACGCCAACGCCGACAUCACUUACCAGAUCAACACAGCUAAGAGUAUUCUGGACACGAUUCUGAGCAUCCAGCCGAAGGAGGGCGGUAGCAUGGGCGGUGAGACCAGGGAGGCCGUGGUCAACCGGCUCUGCCAGGACAUGCUGGCCAAGCUGCCAGCCGACUACGUCAGCUUCGAGGUCCGAGAGAGACUGCAGGCGCUGGGAGCGCUCCUGCCCAUGACCAUCUUCCUGCGCCAGGAAAUCGAUCGAAUACAGCAGGUGAUAUCGGCGGUGCGCCGGACCGUCCUGGACCUGCGCCUGGCCAUCGAGGGCACCAUCAUCAUGUCCCAGUCGCUGAGGGAGGCUCUGGACGCCAUGUAUGAUGCCAGGGUGCCCUCCAAGUGGCAUAAGAUCUCGUGGGACUCCAGCACCCUGGGCUUCUGGUUCACCGAGCUGCUGGAGAGAGACAGCCAGUUCAAGGUCUGGCUGUUCGGUGACAGGCCCAAGGCGUUCUGGAUGACGGGCUUCUUCAACCCGCAGGGUUUCCUGACGGCUAUGAGACAGGAGAUCACCAGGGCGCACCGCGGCUGGGCGCUGGACUCGGUGGUCAUGCAGAACACGGUGACGAGCUUCACGUACGAGGAGAUUGACGAGCCGCCGCCGGAGGGCGUCUACGUGUACGGCCUCUUCCUGGAGGGGGCCGCGUUCGACCGCAAGACCGGCAAACUGGUUGAGUCCAAGCCCAAGGUGCUGUACGAGCCCAUGCCGACCGUCUACAUCUACGCCAUCUCGUCGACGGGCGGCAAGGACCCGCGCCUCUACGAGUGCCCCGUGUACCGCAAGCCGUGCCGCACCGACCGCACCUACAUCGGUAGCAUCGACUUCGAGACGGACCUGAACGCCACCCACUGGACGCUGCGCGGCGUGGCGCUGCUCUGCGACAUCAAGUAGACGCCGGACUGAGCGGCACGCGCUGAGCUAUGUUGCGCUGUGUGAAAGCAUGGCUAUCGUUGGGACUAGAGAGAAAUCGUGCAAUAAUCAGGCGGAGCUUGAUGUGUGAACGAAACCCAUUGCUUAGACAGCGAAACUAUGCGCCAGUUAGCGAUAACUGUUUAUAUUUUCAGCCAACUACUGCAUUGCCUGGCUGCUAUUUGCGUAUAGAGAAGCCACGUUGAGUACGUUGAUAGCCACGGCUAGGCAGCCAGCGUAUGCUUCGUUAUGUGUAUUCCUGUCGGUUCACUAGCGAGCUGGCAAUAGUUAAGCUUUGUCCCGUUCUGAACGGCUUGAAGCUUUCUCGUAUCAAAGCAUAGACGUGCGGUGAUCUACUUGUGUGGUGUUGGCCACACUGUGGUGGUUUGUUGAAAAGCCGUACUAGUGGUCAAGAUGCAAUGCCUUCCAUGUAGGUGCUUGCAAUUUUCUAGUUUAAACAUAGCUACCUACUUGAUGAAAGGGGAAGGCGUCAGAAAGCCAGUAUUGUGGAAGUAGCUUGCAGUCAUGUAGUCGCAUUUCUCGUCUUCGAAUAAAUAGUCUGUGCUUAACACGCACAUCAUGUCUUCGGCAUGAUAGCACAAGCAGCUGGUCGAGGCAGCCGUAAUGGCCGUAUCUGCCCGUCGUCAUGCGUUGUUUGCUCGCAACCCCGAUGAGCUGGUGAGCAGGAAA
Pollicipes pollicipes is the source of this 2519-nucleotide messenger RNA. Its product is annotated as dynein heavy chain 5, axonemal. Gene Ontology annotation, biological process: microtubule-based movement. Bases 156 to 1811 code for a protein of 551 amino acids. NCBI's taxonomy places the organism in Eukaryota, Metazoa, Arthropoda, Thecostraca, Pollicipedomorpha, Pollicipedidae. Gene Ontology annotation, cellular component: dynein complex. The record is from RefSeq and is a predicted model, not a curated record. The transcript is spliced from 11 exons. Gene Ontology annotation, molecular function: dynein light intermediate chain binding; dynein intermediate chain binding; minus-end-directed microtubule motor activity.